AUUUUAUCGUUCUUAUUACGAUGGAUCGAUCCUAGAAAAUGUUACAAACAAAACCUAAGCCUAAAUUUAAUCGGAAUCGACGCCCCGGGAAUUAUUGGCGAACAUUUUUUCAUCGAUGUGUUUCAAUUAUAUUAAUAAAAGAUGAUUCGGUAGCGUGUAAUGUCUAUACUGACCGAAUAGCGGAUGUUUUGAAAUCGAGUUUAUGAAAUUGCUUUGUAAAAUAUUAAGCAAUAGAUUGUUUCUGCUACGAGGCAGGGUGGGAGAGGGUCAAUUGUUAAAUGCCGCAAUAUUUUAUUGAAAGCCAGAAUUUUGCGUCCGUUUUGUUUUCGUUAAACAAACGGACAAAUAUGUUUUCGAGCACGGGGUAUCGCGUAUUCGGUUUGUUACUGACUAUUCAGAUAACCGACUUAAAGGGGCCCAUUACGCAAAAUCAAGCCCUACACAUAUGCGAAGAAAAUACGCGUCAAUUAUUAAGCUUACUCACCCUCGCGUGUUUAAAUGCCGGCGGCGCGGCCGUAAGGGCGUGCGUGGACCGGCUUAGUUUCGCCGUAAGGGCUAAUAACAAUCAACCUUCGAUAAGUGCCCUGUCACUCGUAGCUGAGCAAUUUUUUAGAAACACGCGGUAUGACGAAUGCGCCGAUAUCAUCGCGGGUGCGACGGAGACGUUAAACGGACAAUGCGUUUCGGGAUAUUGUGGAUUUGUGCGCUGCAUAAGACGUAUUAAUUCAGAUAAAUUGAUAGCGGACUGUUUUAACCAAGCGAGCGAAGACAACCCGGCCCAGUUAGAAGAAGAACAAGUAAUUCUGUUCAAGAACAUCACAUCCUGCAUAUUGGCGAUGAGUAGAUGUUCGGCUAUCAACCCGAUAACAGGACAAAGACAGGAAAAUACGUUUUCCACGACGACGUUCAAUAAUCCAUUGGGAAAACCUGUUACUACUACAGUUCCGUUGUACAACGCUCUACAAAUAAACCAAGCGGGCGAUUUGCGAGUCAUAGCAUUUCCUGGGACAAUCGCGAUCCAAAGAUAUUUUUGCCCAUACGAAUUUAAUUUGAGACAGUCAUCCUGGCUGACUUAUAAUUGUUAAGACUACCGAAAUAUACGUAUUAUUAUCGAUAUUAUUCUAUGACGCAUUUAUACUAAUUAGUAAAUAUUGCACCAAGAAUGGAAAAUUUGCUAAUGGUGUUUUCCACGAAGUCAGCGAAUGAG
Molecule: messenger RNA, 1207 nt
Organism: Cylas formicarius (sweet potato weevil)
Lineage: Eukaryota; Metazoa; Arthropoda; Insecta; Coleoptera; Brentidae
Exons: 5
Coding region: 279-1085 (268 amino acids)
Source: RefSeq, a predicted model, not a curated record